UUUCCCUCUCAAAUGUCAGCUGUCAACAGAAAUAUUCAUUGGGAGAAUCAUUGGGUGAGAGUCAAGCAUUCACGAGUGUUAUUAUUAUUAUUAUUAAUAAUAAUAAUAAACAAGACCUAUUAACGUGAACAAAGUGUGAUAGGAUGAAUCUCUCCCCAAAAAUUAUUUCUUUACAAAAAUAGAAAGGCACUAAAUACAAAAACUAAAUACAAAAUUAACCAAGUUCCAAAAUAAUCAAAAGUCAACAAAAGGAACCGAAACACGAGUCGCCGCGACAAAGUCAACGGAAAACUUGAUGUGACGUGAGACAGAAAACGGAACGAAAUACAAGCAAACCGAUGAGACAACGGGGCACACCUGGACAAGACACAUGAUUGGUAGACACAAGGAGCAGGUGGAGACGAAAACCGAACGAGCAAGACGUGAGCAUGGGACGCCGGAAAACGAGAAAUAACAUGCAAUCAAACUCAAUCCAAUCGAAACAACAAAAACAAUCUCAGGACUUUUGAUGAAUUAAGUGGCCAAUAAAGUCCAGUCCGGCCGUUCCCAGCAUUCGAGGCACAUUUUGGAGGGAAACGACCUCGUUGAAAAGCCUCCGAACUGCUGCGAGACAUGACUUUGGGAGCCAACAUGAUGGUGCACCUGGUUCGCAUGAUCAUCCUGUCAGAAGCAGAGUCAGAGAUCCGAUUGUCUGCAAACAUCACGUCGUCUCUCCGAAGCGUUUGCGACUGGGGCUCACGCUUAAACCCGUCCAAUGACACAGACCCGCUGCACGCCGAUCUGCUCUUGUACAUCACGAGGUUCGACCUGGUGUUGCCUGAUGGCAACAAGCAGGUCAGGGGAGUCACGCAGCUGGGAGGCGCUUGCUCCGCCGAAUGGAGCUGCGUGAUCACAGAGGACACCGGAUUCGACCUGGGGAUCACGAUCACUCAUGAGAUCGCACACAGUUUCGGCGUCAACCACGACGGAGUGGGGAACUCGUGCAGCUGGAGUGGCUUCUUGAUGGCUUCUGAUGGAGGCUACAACAGCGUGGAUCUGUCAUGGUCGCCCUGCAGCGGACCUCAGCUGCUCGCCUUCUUCAGUGCAGGAAAUGCUGAAUGUGUGAAGGAUCUACCAGCCUUGGAAAGUUCCCUACAGGACUGGAAACCUGGCCUUUAUUACGGGAUCGACGACCAGUGUCGAAUAGCUUUUGGAAGUACUGCGAGAAGUUGCUCGUUCACCAAUCCAGAUCUGCCGAUGUGUAGGUUUCUAUCUUGUCACACUAAACCAAAUGAUGACAGCUUCUGCAAACGUCUUCUGGUACCGCUCCUUGAUGGCACCCAAUGCGGACCUCAUCAAUGGUGUCUGAAGGGACGUUGCGUGUCCCCGGACCAGCUCAGCACCUCCGCGGUGGUGCACGGCUCUUGGUCCGGCUGGUCUGGGUUCUCGCGCUGCUCACGAACAUGCGGCGGGGGAGUCACUCACCGCACACGCCGGUGCAACAACCCGAGACCCGCGUUUGGGGGAGACGAUUGCGUGGGGCUGAGUAUUGAGGCUGAACUUUGUAACCAGCAGGCGUGCGAGCGCACCCAGCUCGAUUUCAUGGCCGAGCAGUGUUCCGCAACAGACCCGAAACCGCUUUACCUUCUUCCGGGCCAGGCCUCCUUCUACACCUGGAUCCCUGCGGUGGACUUCUCAAAAGGCGAUGAGCUCUGCAGAUACAUGUGCCGGCCCAAGGGAGACGCCUUCAUCGUGAGCCGUGGAUCUCAGUUCGCCGACGGAACACGCUGCGAGGCCGGCGGCCAAACUCCUUCCGGUUCCGUGGCCGCUUGUCUGCGAGGGAAAUGUCUGGUAGAGAUGAUUUGGAUAGCGAGAGAAAAGACGCGCAGCAACGUUACAUGUGCUUUUCUAUUUCAAUGCGCCGCGGCUGUUCAGCUGUUCGGCUGCGAUGGCGUGCUGCACUCUGGGAAAGUAAGAGAUGUGUGUGGCUCGUGCGGGGGGGACGGAUCUUCCUGCACGUUGACCUCUGACUCCUUCACCGGAGGUCAGGGAAGAGAGUACACCACCUUCCUGUCGCUGCCGUUGAACGCAACACAGGUUUAUAUGGUCAACCGGGCACCUCUGUUCACUCAUCUGGCUGUACUAUACGGGGAUCGAUAUAUCGUCUCCGGGGCGGGCAGAACGGCAAUGAAUAUGACCCAUCCCUCCCCACUGGAUGAUAACUGGCUUGAGUACCGCCUCCAUCUGACCCCUGACCUUUUGCCUGAAAUGGAAGAGCUGCUGCUGGUUGGACCAGUACAACGGCAGAUAAACAUUCAGGUUUAUCGGCAAUACGGAAAAGAAUAUGGAGAGAAAACCAGCCCCGACAUUAGCUAUCGGUUCUACGUUCCCAGGGGUCACAGCGACUUGACCGAAAUCAAACGCGAAGGCACGUGGAGCAUUAUUACAACACCCUGCUCCGUCUCCUGCGGUUUAGGUGCGCAGAAGCACCGGCACGUGUGUGUGGACAAAGAAAGUGACACACACGUGGAGGAACGUCAUUGUCCCGCGUCUCCUCCGCUUCUCGCACUGCAAACGCCCUGCCAGCUCGCAGCGUGCCCGCCGAGCUGGAUCACAGGAGACUUUGGAUCCUGCAGCGCUUCCUGCGGUACAGGAGAGAGAAUCCGUUCCGUAACGUGUGUUCAGAAACACGGCGCCGAUGUUGUGAAGGUUCGGGAAUCGGACUGCCCGGCCGACGCGGCUCCCGAUGCUGUUGAAAAAUGUCAUCUUCGACUUUGUCCUGCCAGAUGGCGCGUGCGGGAGGCAGGGGACUGCUCAGCGGUGUGCGGGCCCGGAGAAGUCCAAAGAAACGUGUCGUGUGUCCGACAAGACGACAGCCGAGAGGUUGAAGUCGAUGAAAGUUUCUGCUCAAGUCAAAUAAAACCUCCUGAAUCUACGCCCUGCGUCGUGGACGUCUGCCCCAUUGGGUGGAACGUGACGCGGGAGGACCGGCCUGAGUCGCCGUCGGGCUCCAUGCCGCGCUUGGGUCAAGCCUCCGUCUUUGUUUGGAGUCCGGUUGUCACGCCGUGCUCGAAGACCUGCGGCAACGGAACAACGCAAACGCGGUUCUCCUGUGUGGACCAUCAGACCAGAUGGAGGGUACCGGAUGUCGACUGUGACCCUUCAACCCAACCGCCUCCUAAAACUAAGAACUGCAACACGCUCCCUUGCCCUCCCAUGUGGCGGUCUAAGCCAGGCAUCUGCAGUACAACGUGUGGCGGAGGGCUGGCCAACACGGUGCUGUACUGUGCUCGGCAGACAGCUGGACAGCAAGAGGAGGUGCUGGAGGAUUCGGAGUGCAGUGACUUUCCUAAACCCGCAGCAGUGGUGUCAUGUAACACCCGCAGUUGCCCGGCAAGGUGGAAGGUUCAGAGCAUGUCGCCCUGCUCUGCGUCUUGCAACCUGGGUGUAGCUCACAGGAACGUGUCCUGUGUCCACUUCGUCCAAGGCAAGGAAAGUGUGGUGCUGGAGGAGAGCUGCCGUAUGUCGGUCAAACCGGCGACCACGGUGCCCUGCCUGGUGCGGGUGUGCACCUUGGGCUGGGAGGCCAAGCCAUGGAGCCAGUGUUCAGUGUCGUGCGGAUACGGCAUUCAGUCCAGAACCGUGUCAUGCGUGGGCCCGUCCGAGCCGGAGCCCCUCAGCCCUCUGAUGUGCAUGCACAUGCCCAAGCCCAUCACCAUCCAGGGCUGCAGCACGGGCAGCUGCGCGGACGCGACACCGACGUCCCCCGUCAUCCCGGCUACGCGUCCCACAUUGGAGGAGGAUUUCCACCCGUCUCGCAAUACAUUUACUAAAAGGUUCCGCGGGCGCAACUGUCUUGGAAGUCCAUCAGUCACCUGCCUGCAGUCCAACACAACGGCCAGACCUUCGCCUCAAGCCAAUGCGUGCGGACAGCUGCUCCUGCAAGAAUCCGGCACAGUUGACUUGAGCAACGCCACCGGUCCCUGCACGGUGGCCUUCGGCCGACCCCUGGGUGAGGUCAUCCGCGUCCAAAUACACUCGAGCUCCCUGAACUGCCUGAAGAGAGAAUAUGCGGUCUUUUUUGACCGGCUGGCGCUUGUGAGGAAGUGUGAGCAGAUAGCGGGAAGCACGCUGACCACCAGAACCAACGUCCUUCUUGUGCAGCAGAAUCUGCUCACUUCUGGGAAUGGAAUUGUCUUCAGCUACAGCUCAGAGAGAAACAUGAAAAGGAGCCGCCGUCCAAAUUGUGACAAGCAGUUGUUUUCCCCCAGCGGGGUAUUUGAGAAUCCAACAUGGGACAGGAACAGCACUUGUCGGGUGCUAAUCAACGCUCCGCCCUCAGUGAAGAUCAGAAUCCAAGCAGUGCACGUCGGCUUGCUCUUCAACGCCACAAACGCGCAGUCUUCAUACAUUAUGAUCCGGGACAUGGAUAUGCUGAAGACCAACGUGUUUAAAGGCCCACAGCUGUUUCUGUGGCAGUCCUCUGGAAAUAUGGCUGAGAUUGAAUUUCAUGGAGAUUACCAGCGCAUAGCCGGAAGCUUUAGAGCGGAAUAUUCCUUUGUAUAACUUUAUUAAGCUUUCUCAAUUGUUUCUCCUGCAUAAGACGCAUCUGAUACAGCCAACUUAACUGUUGUCAUGAAACAAGUAAAUGCAAGCAAGCAGUCAGAAUGUUAUUCAUUCAUUCAUUCAUUCAUCUUCCGUUCCGCUUCUCCUCACGAGGGUCGCGGGCGUGCUGGAGCCUAUCCCAGCGAUCAUCGGGCGAGAGGCGGGGUACGCCCUGAACUGGUCGCCAGCCAAUCGCAGGGCACAUACGAACAAACAACCAUUCGCACCUCACAUUCACACCUACGGACAAUUUCGAGUCUUCAAUCAACCUACCACGCAUGUUUUGGGGAUGUGGGAGGAAACCGGAGUGCCCGGAGAAAAGCCACGCAGGCACGGGGAGAACAUGCAAACGCCACACAGGCGGGGCCGGGAUUUGAACCCCGGUCCUCAGAACUGUGAGGCGGGUGUGCUAACCAGUCGGUCACCGUGCCGCUCAGAAUGUUAUAAAUGUUUCAUUUUAAAAAUAAAUGCAAAAUUCAGUUCA
Messenger RNA from Phyllopteryx taeniolatus (common seadragon), 5068 nucleotides. It is a transcript of the gene adamts13, whose product is annotated as ADAM metallopeptidase with thrombospondin type 1 motif, 13. The record is from RefSeq and is a predicted model, not a curated record. The transcript has 27 exons. The coding region runs from base 613 to 4545 and encodes 1310 amino acids. Gene Ontology annotation, molecular function: metalloendopeptidase activity. Gene Ontology annotation, cellular component: extracellular matrix. Lineage: Eukaryota; Metazoa; Chordata; Actinopteri; Syngnathiformes; Syngnathidae. Gene Ontology annotation, biological process: extracellular matrix organization; proteolysis.